Messenger RNA from Mollisia scopiformis, 1474 nucleotides. RefSeq lists its product as uncharacterized. The record is from RefSeq and is a predicted model, not a curated record. The transcript has 2 exons. Lineage: Eukaryota; Fungi; Ascomycota; Leotiomycetes; Helotiales; Mollisiaceae. Bases 1 to 1188 code for a protein of 395 amino acids.
AUGCGAUUUUCACAGACUCCUCCGAGCUUGAUCAGCUUGCUGCUCGUCGCACUCUCCCAAAUCAAUACAGUCAGUGCAGGACCAUUUCCCAAAGAUCCAUUGCAUGAUCUGCUGGGCUUAGGAUGGCUACAACCUCGAGACUGCGCAUCAUACUGCGGCGCCGAAAACCAAUACUGUUGUACAACAGGGCAAGCAUGCUUCACCAAUGCUCAGAAUGUUGCAUAUUGUAGCGCAGGAGCAGCAGUGUCGGGCUAUGGAGUCUACACCACAACCUGGACAGAGACCGACCUCGUCACCUAUACCAGCACCUACAGUUCCUACUACCAAGUAGCGACCACGACCCAGGUAUGGGCAUCAGCAACCACAUACACAGCAGCUCCAGCAAUCUGCACAACAAGUUUGGGUGAAUCCUCUUGCGGUACUAUCUGCUGUGCUCAGAAUCAACAAUGUGCGUUCGCUGGGUCCUGCACAGCAUAUACCUCCACAUAUAUUGCUGCAACAAGCACAUAUUCGGCUCCUCUACGACCUACCAGUGGCGGCGUCUCAACUCAAACUUCAGUCGUAUCUGCUACCACGACCGCUCCAUUCAUCUCACCUGCCACAGCAAGCGGAAGCACGCUCCCAGUCACCUCAGCGAGCAGCAGUAGUGGUCUUUCCGCCGGAGCAAUCGCUGGAAUCGUCAUUGGUGUAAUUGCAGGCGUUAUUCUCCUCCUCCUAAUAUGCUUCUGUUGCAUUGCCCGAUCCCUGUUCGACGGUAUCCUAGGACUAUUCGGUCUCGGAAAGCGACGAAAUCGCGAUCGUCGCAGCACCGAACGAGUCGAGGUCGUAGAACGCUAUUCUCGCCAUGGAUCCGGGACCGCUUCUCGUCGAGACACGCAUAGUGGUUGGUUCGGAGGCGGAGGUGGAGGACGACCAGCACGUGUUGUUGAAGAACGCAGAACGGAGAAGAAGAGCAGCGGCUUCGGAGGCCUGGGAAUGGUUGGUGCGGGAUUGCUUGGUCUAGCAGCCGUUCUGGGAUUGAAGAGGAGAGAAGACAGGAAGGCGAAGAGUAAUGCGGCCAGGAGCGAUAUAAGUAGUUCUUACUACACAGACUCUUAUACCGGAACCAGUGCUAGCAGCCAAAGUUCAGACCGGCACACAAGGAGAUCUGGAGGAACUCGCGGAACACGCCAAACCAGCAGGCGGUAGUUUAUCCUCUUCUGGACAUUAAAUAUUGUUUGCUUGUUGCAUAUUUUCGGAGCGAUUCAUCUAACUCAUAUUUCCGGCGUUUGGCAUUGGGACAUUUUUUUCGGCAUGAAUGAAAAGAUUGUGGAUGAGCGAAAUGGAUAUACCAACGAAAGCUUGCUGAUACUGAAAUGAACGAAACUGGGGAUGUGGAUAGAUGAUUGGGAGUGCAUGUUGAAACGGAGGAAAUCUGUAUAUUGUACCUUCUGAACACACUCUUGACCCCAUAAUGGAUGAUGUUGAUAUGGUC